Molecule: messenger RNA, 727 nt
Organism: Nerophis lumbriciformis (worm pipefish)
Lineage: Eukaryota; Metazoa; Chordata; Actinopteri; Syngnathiformes; Syngnathidae
Gene: pmvk
Product: phosphomevalonate kinase
Biological process (GO): isopentenyl diphosphate biosynthetic process, mevalonate pathway; cholesterol biosynthetic process
Cellular component (GO): cytoplasm
Molecular function (GO): phosphomevalonate kinase activity
Source: RefSeq, a predicted model, not a curated record
GCUAGCAAGCUACGGAGUUUGCCGCCAAUGUAUUUCUUGUAAAGUGUAUAAAAACGAAUAUGGAAGCUGGACAAAUUAGAUGCCAAAAACCAAACACUUUCAUGUGGUAUUAGACAGAAAGGAGGAACUUUUUUUCUCCUCCAUUUGAAAACGUGGCCGCUAUCAUCACUACUGUCUGAUUCCAAUCAAUGCAAGUCAUCAGAAUCAGUUUAGGGGAAGACGUGUGCUGCGUCGUGCGUCUUUCUGCGCCCCUCAAGCAACAGUACGCUCAGGAACACGGUCUAGACCUGGAUCAGCUGUUGGGUCCAGGUCUUUACAAGGAGCGCUAUCGGGCUGAUAUGAUUCGCUGGGGUGAAGCUCGAAGACAGCAAGAUCCGGGAUUCUUCUGUCGCCUAGCAACCAGAGGAACCAGGCAACCAGUUUGGGUGGUGAGUGAUGCGCGGCGGCUGUCGGACCUGCAGUGGUUCUGGACACACUUUCCUCAACAGACCCGGUGCGUCCGAGUCAAAAGUAGCGAGGAAACCAGGAAGCAGAGGGGGUGGAGCUUCACCUCAGGUGUGGACGAUGCAGAGUCUGAGUGCGGCCUGGACAGCGGGGUGCAUUUUGAUUGGACCGUCACUAAUGAGACCGACGCCCCCUCGUUAGACGAGCAGCUGUUGCCCAUCUUGGCACUGGCCGAGCAAGCUGCUGAUCAACAAGUUGAUGUUUAAACGAAAUACCAAGACAA